Dendronephthya gigantea is the source of this 1762-nucleotide messenger RNA. RefSeq names its product tubulin beta chain-like. The transcript is spliced from 7 exons. Gene Ontology annotation, biological process: microtubule cytoskeleton organization; mitotic cell cycle. Bases 238 to 1575 code for a protein of 445 amino acids. Gene Ontology annotation, cellular component: microtubule; cytoplasm. The record is from RefSeq and is a predicted model, not a curated record. Gene Ontology annotation, molecular function: structural constituent of cytoskeleton; GTPase activity; GTP binding. Lineage: Eukaryota; Metazoa; Cnidaria; Anthozoa; Malacalcyonacea; Nephtheidae.
GUAUUGAGCAUUGUUGGUGUAAGCUGCUAUUAAGCAAUAAUGAUGAGUGUUUGAUUAAGGUAUUGAUGCCCCCCGUGUUCGGGUUGAUUUUUGGAUUAACUUGAGAUAAAACUGGAUAAGAACGAAGGGUAUCUCUACGCGACUCAAAACAGUUUUCAUAGCAACCCAUUCGAGAUAAAGUUUGUUCCCAUCUGAGGACAGUUUCGAGGUAUUUUUCAUAGAUUCAACCGAGUGGAAAUGAGAGAAAUAGUUCAUAUUCAAGCUGGACAAUGUGGAAACCAAAUGGGGGCAAAGUUUUGGGAGGUGAUUUCAGAUGAACAUGGUGUUGAUCCAACUGGAACGUAUCACGGAGAUUCUGAUUUGCAAUUAGAACGGAUUAAUGUUUAUUACAACGAAGUAACUGGAGGUCGCUAUGUUCCUCGCGCAGUUCUUGUUGAUCUGGAGCCUGGCACAAUGGAUUCAGUUCGCUCCGGACCAUUUGGACAGAUUUUUCGUCCUGAUAACUUUGUAUUUGGUCAAAGUGGGGCGGGAAACAACUGGGCAAAAGGCCACUAUACCGAGGGCGCCGAAAUUGUGGAUUCUGUUUUGGACGUAAUGAGGAAGGAGGCUGAAGGAUGUGAUUGUGUUCAAGGCUUCCAACUUCUGCACUCGCUUGGAGGUGGUACGGGAUCUGGCCUCGGAACAUUGAUCAUCACUAAAAUCCGGGAGGAAUAUCCCGACCGGAUGAUGAGCACCUAUAGUGUGGUCCCGUCACCAAAAGUCUCCGAUACUGUGGUAGAACCGUACAAUGCGACACUCUCAGUUCAUCAGCUUGUGGAGAAUACGGAUGAGUCGUUUUGUUUUGAUAACGAGGCUCUCUAUGAUAUAUGCUUUAGAACGCUCAAGCUGACCACUCCUACCUACGGAGAUCUUAAUCACCUCGUGUCAGCCACAAUGAGUGGAGUAACAACUUGCCUACGAUUUCCAGGACAGUUAAACUCCGACCUUCGUAAACUGGCGGUGAACAUGGUACCAUUCCCUCGUCUUCAUUUCUUCAUGCCAGGUUUUGCACCUCUAACAAGCCGUGGUUCCCAGCAAUAUCGUGCGCUGACUGUGCCAGAACUGACUCAGCAAGUUUUCGACGCCAAGAACAUGAUGGCGGCGUGUGAUCCACGUCAUGGCCGUUACCUCACCUCCGCUGUCAUGUUCCGUGGGCGCAUGUCCACGAAGGAAGUCGAUGAACAAAUGCUGAAUGUGCAAAAUAAAAACAGUUCAUAUUUUGUUGAAUGGAUUCCGAACAAUAUAAAGACCGCUGUGUGCGAUAUACCGCCUCGUGGGCUCAAGAUGUCGGCCACGUUUAUUGGUAACAAUACAUCCAUUCAAGAGUUGUUCAAGCGAGUGAGUGAGCAAUUCACUGCCAUGUUCCGUCGUAAAGCUUUCCUACAUUGGUACACGGGGGAGGGCAUGGACGAAAUGGAAUUUACAGAGGCAGAGUCAAAUAUGAAUGACCUGGUGUCUGAAUAUCAACAAUACCAGGAUGCAACAGUGGACGAAGUUGGAGAGUUUGACGAGGAGGAAGAAGGCGAGGAGGCUUGAUGACGUAACGACGAACACUCAUGUAGGAAACUUUUUACCCGAAAUUAUCCUUAUUUUGUUUUUAUUUCUUUCUCACAUCACUUAUGUUUAUCGUAGUAUCUCUUCUGUCUUGUGUCUCGCAAAGGGUAUUCUUAUUCUUACCCUAAAUGAUGAUUCUGUAUAAUGAGAUUGAUUAUAAGCAUUUUAA